Messenger RNA from Danaus plexippus (monarch butterfly), 1924 nucleotides. RefSeq lists its product as uncharacterized. The record is from RefSeq and is a predicted model, not a curated record. NCBI's taxonomy places the organism in Eukaryota, Metazoa, Arthropoda, Insecta, Lepidoptera, Nymphalidae. The transcript is spliced from 3 exons. The coding region runs from base 261 to 1052 and encodes 263 amino acids.
UGAAACAUUAGUUUUUAAACAAGUCUUACACGUACGAAAUACACAAUGAAGAACUAAACUUAAUACAAGUUUAAUAUUUUUUUUUUCUGUAUAAGAUUAAUUAGGUUUUAUAGCAACAUACAUUUAUGACAAAAGAUAAAAGAGUCUUAAUGCCUGAGUAUAAUUCUUAUCUAAAUUAGAUUAUUGUGAUCUGUGAGUUACUUUCUUAUCAUUGUUUAUGAAUCACAAUAACUUAUUAGAUUUUUGUAAUCCUUAAAAUUAUGAAUCAAUACGAAACUGAACGGCGUCUCUGCUGGUGUUAUGGACUGUUAGCAGUCUUACUCGGAGUAUCGGUAAUAUGUAUCGCCAUACCAUAUAACCAUUGGAGAGCUACUCUCGAUGUAUGUCCCAGCAGUUGGCUUGAAAACGCUAACUGUGGUUGUAUAUUGUUCGGUCUUAGCACAUUUCAAUACUUCAAUGGUGGGCACAACGCAUAUUGCCUUUACACUAUCUUUGCGCCUAUACCAUUAUUAGGGUAUGCCGUCGUCAUGGCAUUAUUCCACAUGUACAGAGUUUGUAUAAACAAUAUCGGGCAAUAUGAAAGUGAUAAAUCAACAGAAGUGGAAGAAAUUGAAGGAGAAAGAAUUAUAGUGACUACACGAGCUAGGAUGACACAGAAGAAUGAUUCUGUUAUAUAUUGCUGGAUCCCUACUUCCAGUGUGGCUGCAGCGUUAGGUGUCUAUAAUCUUGUACAUGCAGCCAUUAUGACAAGCGGCUUUUUGAAAACCUGCCACCAAUACAGGGGAUACCUAGUUCGGGAACUCAAGGCAACUGGUGAUCAUGCAACCGCUAUACAUUUCCGACUCGGUUGUCAAGCUAUCUUUGAUUUCAUGGACUAUAUCCUGAAAGAUGCUCCCAACAGUCGUCGAGGAGACUUCAUCAAUACCGGUAUUUCUUUACAAAUUGCUCUGAUUACCACAUGGCUAGCAGUAGUUAUAUGGUUCGUAGUCGCAGCAUACACAGCUUUAAGAGCCUAUAAAGAGAGACAUGUUCUAACAUGUUGUGGAAAAUAGUCUUUUUUUCCUUAUAAUUAACUCUACCCCGUCAAUUAUUUUCGUAGUAUAAUAAGUUUAGAUAUUUCAUAUUCAUAUACAUAAUGCUAGUGGUGCGUCGGAUAUCAAUAUUCUUUGAUAUAUAUAUAAUUAAAAUAAUAAUUUGUUUCUAUAUCUGUUUUAGAUCUUUUACUUAUUGAUUCCCAUAUAAACAUUUAUAAUGUAAUAUUAAUAUUACUAAUCAAAUAAUGACAAAUCAAAUCCUGUAAAUUGUCAGCGACUAUUGCUUUGUUACUGAUUGAGAAAAAAUCUAUAAUUCAUAGCAUACAUCUCUUUAACAAUUCAACACAUCACUAAUACCUUUAUACAUAGUUUAAGCCCACCGUUCAACAUAAGUACAUAGAUUUUUAUAAAUAUAUUAGUGGCUAUAUAUGUCCGUCUGCUAUUUUUUCGUUACAGAACCAUUGUGAUGGUUAUUGUGAAGUUAUGUUUAACACGAAUAAUAGACGGGCAAAGCCAGUAAUCAAUAUAUUUUUGUUUUAAUGAAAUAAUUUACGCAUAAAUAUAAGGUAUAAUCUAUUUAUUGUUAUAUUUGAAUUAAAUGUUAUCUGUGCUUUUUGUAUUUCAUAUUAACAAACAUAGAAUAUAUGAGAUUGACAUUUAAUAUGUAAUAAUGCCAGCUUUAAGUAAAACAAAUGUGUUCAUGUUUGCAAUGUUAGUAAAUCGAGUAAUUUUAUUUUUUUAUUAUUUGUAUAUUCUUGUGUAAGAAACUGUUGAUAUGUACAACGUUAUUGUGCCACAUCUUGUGACCCUUUUUUAAGACGUUUUUACUUGUCUAUGUUGUGUAAUUGUGCCGUCCAUUUUAUAUUAAAUAUAUUUCAUAAUUAAUACAA